Molecule: messenger RNA, 2630 nt
Organism: Chaetomium fimeti
Lineage: Eukaryota; Fungi; Ascomycota; Sordariomycetes; Sordariales; Chaetomiaceae
Exons: 1
Coding region: 60-2480 (806 amino acids)
Source: RefSeq, a predicted model, not a curated record
CAGAAUGGUGCACAACCCAACCACAACAACUUACCCCCCGCCUCCCCAACUGCUUCGCAAUGUUUCCGACCGACCCCGAUAUACCUGCGAAUCCCGCAUUACAAAAGCUCCCCCCAGUGGCAACUAAUCCCAGCGCCAAAGCACCCUCGGACCGUAUCCAAACCAAUCUGACAACCCGGGAGCGCACCCCGGUGGCUCAGUCGGCAAGCCAGGACGACAAUCCAAUACGGCCGCCCCCGACGCCCGGUCGAAACGAACAAGACACCCAUACCCUAGAGGCCGUGUUGCCGCGUUCUGAAACAGAGCCCACCACGUCUGCCGACGAUGGCGCGCUCCGGCGAGCCAGGCCGACCAAGCUCAGCGGCAUCCGUGACUCUGUGAGAUGGCUGGACGACAAGAUCGACCUACGUACCACUGACACCGACUCCACAAUUCGCGCUCUCAAUCAGACAACUCUGUCAACACUGUCUACUAUCGAUGAGCUGAAAUAUACGUUGUCGACAGGCCUGCAAAAGUUGUCCCAAGACAUCGCCAGUGUUAACAACCGCAUCUCCGCGAUCGACAUGAGAAGCGCGGAACACCAUGCGCAGCUCCAAACACGUGUCGGCGACGGUACGAGGCAAAUCCAAGAACAUCUGAUGCGAAACAACAUAAAUAGAAUCAGCCAGAUUGAUGCCGUUCGCCAAUGCAUUAAGAAUAUCGGCCACGACUUACACAACGAUCGCGGUCACCGUCAUCUGGAUUCUAAACAGGAACAACAAGACGAGGUGACAACCCGCCUACGCAAUGUUCGCGGUAAUCUCCAUGCCCAAAACACCUCCUCAAUUCCGGAAGAAGGUGUGCGAAUUGGCUCUAGGAAUGGUUUCAACCAGCGCGCUCCGCCCCCCGAAGACCGCGCGGGCGGUGCAAGUGGCGGCCCUGACCCAUCAGACGAUGACGACGACGAUGGCGAUCGACCUUGCCACCGUAACUCACCCGGUACCUACGAGAUCAAGCCUGGCGACAUCGGCCGGUUUGAUCCAACCUUCGAAGAUGCCCAUGGUGUUGGCGUCGUCAAUGACGGUAGCAAUACCAUCUUCACCGACGUCUACUGUUUUAUUGAGCGUAUCAACACCUUCCUGGAAGACCCGGAGACCAGCGUCUCGGCUGAGCGACAGAUCACGUCACACUUUCAAUCACUACUGAGUGGCCCAGCGAUCCUUUGGUGGACCAACGAGGUUGCGGCAUCGCACCGCAUGGAGUUGCGCCGCAUGGGAUUGCGUACUAUGUUGAAUUUUCUCAAGUUACGGUUCAACCCGGAUUCCAUGACGGCCACUCGCCGGUUUAACGGGACCUUCCUGGCGUCGAAGGAUGUCGACGAAGAUGACCAGGCAAUGUCGAAAUUUGUGCAGAAGAAGCUUCGCUGGGCCCGCUCGAUGGGCAUCAUCGACGGCAGCAUAGAGCCCAAGAUGCGUCAGUAUCUACCGCCUCUCAAGCGAUUUCCUACUCUAAGCGAGGAUAUGCAAGGAAUCGAGAAGUCUCGAUCGAUCUUGCUCGCCGCUACUCACCACCAACAUCAAGGGCUGCGUAAGAAGCCUUACGAAGAUAAGCGGUCUUACACGGUUGACAAGACAUCUCAUAAGUUCCCAAGUUCUUUCUCUAGCAACAGGUCCCACGAUCGUUACUAUGACCGGCAUAGCGACUGGCAUCGCGACCGCACUGACAAGUACGAUAGCCAUGACCGUAAGCAGUAUAGAAAACAUAGCGACUGUCAAGAGGGUAACCGACGCAGGGAUGACGGCGACCGAGACCGUGACCGGGAUCGCAAGCUUGAUGAUCGAGAUCGGCAUCGCGAUCGUGACCGUUAUAAGCUCCGCGAGGACGCUAACAAUGUCGAUUUUCGUUGCCCGAUACACCCGGCGAUUGCUUCGGCCGAAGAAGCCACCCCUGAAGACGACUCGGCGGUUCAAGCGAACAGCGUAGCGGUUAGCAUUGCCACCAUAGCCAGCGACAUCCCUACGUCUGGGUACAAAGUCAAGGACGCACCUGCAGGACGUACGACUCAACCCGAUGGCAGCGCUCUCGGCGGCUACACCCACCUGCGCAUCGCAGCUCGCAUCCAACCUGAGGGACCGAAUAUAGAAAUCUGUUUGGAUCCGGUCGCUAGUCACUCUCUCAUCGGUCGGUCUUUUCUCGAGCAGCUCAACUACCGUAUUGAACACCGCAAGGGCAAGAUGAAAGGAGUCGGUGAGGGAAAGCGCAACUUAAGCUACUGGGCGACAUUCGACAUUUAUCUUCCCGGAGUCGAGAACGGUGGACCCACUUUAAAUAAGUUCACACAUUCGGCAUGGGUCGCUGAAUCGUUGGGACCCAAUCUCCUGUUGGGCAACGGAUUUCUGGACGCCUACGGCGCGAAGAUCGACUACGAGACUAAGUUGGCUCACUUACAGUUGUUUGACUUCGUCCUCCCUUUCUCUAUUUACGCGCAUUUAACGCCCUGAACGAAAUCCUGUUGCCGGACUAGAAAGCAAUGGUCCCAGUUCUAAACGUUGCGCUGUUGUAACCAACACUUUGGGAGGAUUAGUAUAGAGGAGAGUAGUAUAAAGAGAAAACGAUGACAAAACCACGUUAAUACACAGCAAAAACCUAUC